UCAGUCCGAGCUGGAGCGAGCCGCCGGGAGGAUGUACGCCGAGCCCCGCGCCGCCGCCGCCGCCGCGCUCUGAGGGCCCCUCACAGGCGCUCGGCCGCCCCGGAAGCCGCGCGUGCGGGGGGCGGGCGGGCGGAGGAGCCGGCGCGGGCGGCGGGGUGGGCGCGGGCCGGGCCGGGGCGGCCAGUGGCGGACGCGACGCGGCCGGCCAGCGCCGCCGGGACGAGCCGGGCGGGCGCCGCGCGGUGGGAGGAGCGGGGCGGCGGCGGCGCGCCGCGCGAGGACGGCCCGGCGGGCCCCGCGCCCGCGCCCCCGCUCCUCCCGGGCCCUUUGGCCUCGGCCACCGCGGCGAUUCGCGCCUCGCGGCGCCGGCACCUGCCCGCGCGCCCCCCGCGAGCCCCGGGCCCGCGAGCGUUGGCGUUGGCGUUGGCGGCGCGCGCCGGGACAUGCCCCGCGCCUAGGGCCCGGGGGGCGCGCGGGGGGACGCGCGGGGGGCCCGGGCGGCGGCGGGCGCGGCGUGGGGCGCGUGGAUGUGGCGCCGGGCCCGGGCGGCGGCGGUCUCCAGCGGCGGGACCCCUUCGCCCCGCCCGCCUUCCCCUUCGCGCCCCCGGGCCAGGCCGAGGCCGCGGCCGUGAUCGGCCGGGAUCCGGUGGCGGGGGGAGGUCGGGGCCGGGGCCGGGGCCGCCGCCGGGGCGCGCGGGGCGGCGGCGGGGGCCGCGGGGGUCCGGGCGCGCGAGAGCGGGAGCGGCCCGGGGAGUCGGAGCGCACUAUGGAGGCGGCGGCCGGCGGUCGCGGCGGCUUCCAGCCGCACCCGGGGCUGCAGAAGACGUUGGAGCAGUUCCAUCUGAGCUCCAUGAGCUCGUUGGGCGGCCCGGCAGCCUUCUCGGCGCGCUGGGCGCAGGAGGCCUACAAGAAGGAGAGCGUCAAGGAGGCGGGCGCGGCCACGGUGCCCGCGCCGGUGCCCGCGGCCGCCGAGCCGCCGCCCGUACUGCACCUGCCUGCCAUCCAGCCGCCGCCGCCCGUGCUGCCCGGGCCCUUCUUCAUGCCGUCCGAUCGCUCCACCGAGCGCUGCGAGACCGUCCUGGAGGGCGAGACCAUCUCAUGCUUCGUGGUGGGCGGCGAGAAGCGCCUGUGCCUCCCUCAGAUCCUCAACUCGGUGCUGCGCGACUUCUCGCUGCAGCAGAUCAACUCGGUGUGCGAUGAGCUUCACAUCUACUGCUCGCGUUGCACGGCCGACCAGCUGGAGAUCCUCAAAGUCAUGGGCAUCCUGCCCUUCUCGGCGCCCUCGUGCGGGCUCAUCACCAAGACGGACGCGGAGCGCCUAUGCAACGCGCUGCUGUACGGGGGCGCCUACCCGCCGCCCUGCAAGAAGGAUCUGGCCGCCAGCCUGGCGCUGGGCCUGGAGCUCAGCGAGCGCAGCGUGCGCGUGUACCACGAGUGCUUCGGCAAGUGCAAGGGGCUGCUGGUGCCGGAGCUCUACAGCAGCCCCAGCGCCGCCUGCAUCCAGUGCCUCGAUUGCCGCCUCAUGUACCCGCCACACAAGUUCGUGGUGCACUCGCACAAGGCCCUUGAGAACCGGACCUGCCACUGGGGCUUCGACUCGGCCAACUGGCGGGCCUACAUCCUGCUGAGCCAGGACUACACGGGCAAGGAGGAGCAGGCGCGCCUCGGCCGCUGCCUGGACGACGUGAAGGAGAAGUUUGACUACGGCAGCAAAUACAAGCGGCGGGUGCCCCGGGUCUCUGAGCCCCCAGUCUCCAUAAGAAAAACAGACGACCCUCCCUCCCAGCACCCCACGUCUUCAGAAAAGGACAAACAGUCAGGCUGGCUUCGGACCCUGCCCGCCUCCUCCAGCAAGGGCCUGGGCUGUGUUCACCCGCGCCAGCGCCUCUCCGCCUUCCGCCCUUGGUCCCCUGCUGUUUCUUCCAGCGACAAAGAGCUCUCCCCACACCUCCCGGCCCUGAUUCGAGACAGCUUUUACUCCUACAAGAGUUUUGAGACUGGCGUGGCACCAAACGUGGCCCUGGCCCCGCCUGCCCAGCAAAAGGUCGUGAGCAGCCCGCCAUGUGCCACCGUCGUCUCCCGGGGCCCCGAGCCCCUUGCCACCUGCAUCCAGCCUCGGAAGCGGAAGCUCGCAGCGGACCCACCUGGGGCCACCGAGACGCCGGCGCCUGCCGUCGCCCCGGAGGAGGACAGGGACUCAGAGGCCGAGGUGGAGGUGGAGAGCAGAGAGGAGUUCACCUCCUCCCUGUCCUCGCUCUCCUCACCAUCCUUCACCUCGUCCAGCUCUGCCAAGGACCUGAGCUCCCCGGGGGUGCACGCCCCGUCCGCCCCGUCUGCAGCCCCGGACACUGCGGCCCCCGCUGAUGCCCCGAGUGGGGGGCUGGAGGCGGAGCUGGAGCACCUGCGUCAAGCCCUGGAGGGCGGCCUGGACACCAAGGAGGCCAAAGAGAAGUUCCUGCACGAAGUGGUGAAGAUGCGGGUGAAACAGGAGGAGAAGCUGAGCGCCGCCCUGCAGGCCAAGCGCAGCCUCCACCAGGAGCUGGAGUUCCUGCGAGUGGCCAAGAAGGAGAAGCUGCGGGAAGCCACGGAGGCGAAGCGCAACCUGCGGAAGGAGAUCGAGCGCCUGCGCGCGGAGAACGAGAAGAAGAUGAAAGAGGCCAACGAGGCCCGGCUGCGCCUGAAGCGGGAGCUGGAGCAGGCGCGGCAGGUCCGGGUGUGCGACAAGGGCUGCGAGGCCGGCCGCCUGCGCGCUAAGUACUCGGCCCAGAUCGAGGACCUGCAGGUGAAGCUGCAGCACGCGGAGGCGGACCGCGAGCAGCUGCGGGCCGACCUGCUGCGGGAGCGCGAGGCCCGGGAGCACCUGGAGAAGGUGGUGAAGGAGCUGCAGGAGCAGCUGUGGCCGCGGCCCCGACCCGAGGCUGCGGGCGGCAGCGGCGAGAGCGCGACGGAGCUGGAGCCCUAGUGGACCCACUGCCUGCUGUCCGGCGGCUCGGACGCUGCGGGGGCAGGGCGGCCGGUGCCACGCCGCUGCGGCUCUGCGUGGGGCGAGCCUCCCCUCUUCCCGGCCAUAUAGCACAACGUCUUACUGUGCCUACAACCAAGCGAGUGUUCGCAACCACAUGCUUUUGGAAUCCACUGCGAAAUUUUCUACUGGCCAAGUUCGAGUGAGCAAGCUGGGUCCCCACCUGUAGCUGGAAACGGUCAGUUCGGUGGCUGUGGCUGGCCUCUGCUCGCUGGAACAUUCUAACAUUUACACUUUUGUUAUAAGCUAUUUAAAACCAGUAAGAAGACUUGAUAUUGAGAAAAUAUCAACACGUUUUUUAAUGACUAACUUUCAAAAGCCCCGCCAACACGCCACGCCGUUCAAGGACCCCUAAGGGAGCCGGGGCGGCAGCCGCCCCGCCCCCAGAAGCCAUCACAGCUCGUCCGCGGCCGCAGAGGACAGGAAGGGCUUUUCUCCAGAGUCUCUAUUUUUUCAGCGACAAAGACCCAGGUCUCCCGUGCUGCCGCCCGUGAGAGCGAGGAGAGGGCGCCCUGAGCUGCCACUGCCGCCUUACGCCCACCGCCCUGUCCCCACCGGCAGGUGCUCCCAGACCCCACUGGGCGGCACCUGCGGGAGGGGACCGGAGGCCGUCACGCCGCCUGACCAGGCGCCCCCCUCAGCGGGGCAGACGUCACUCCUCCUCCCUGGGACUGAGGCUGCAGCAUCGGGACGAAACAGCAUUAGUUCACCUUUUCUUUGUUUGUUCAUUUCAACGUAUACUUAGAACUGCACUUUGUCAAACAUCUUCCUCCUCUUUUUAUUCCCCAGUUAACUGAGGUUUUCACUUUUCAAGUGUGGAGACCGACCCUAGAGCAGGUCGCUCCCGAGAGCUCGAGCUCGGAACCCUCUGGUGCUCGUCCGACAAGGGCGUCGAGGGCGCGGAGGCUGGACUCGGGGGUAGCUCUGUGCCUUGCAGUGUCUUGUACAGCGAACCCCGACUCGUCUUUUCACCCCCAGAUACCCGUCCCUCAGUAGCCAUCGAAUCUGCCACUAUCAAACUAAGUUCCUUGCAUUUAUUCCAAAUAAUCUCGUUUACGCUCAACUGUUUAUGCAAAUUGUAUAUGGUUUCUAAGCCCAAGCUUGAAAGUGAUUUCCCGGUAGACCAGAGGCGGCCCCCGAGUGCGGCGCUAUUUAUUCACACGAGGAAGAGCGCACCAGAGUUCCGGCCCGGCUCCGUCCUCGCGCCGCGGCGGCCACGCACAGGCCGGGGCGGAGACGUGGGUGCUGACACCCCUGCGGGGUUUCGUCCUUGGUUUACUGGGGGCCCAGGUGCUGCUGGACCCCUUCUGAAGUGCAAUGCGAAAGGGACACCACGUACACGCAGCGUGUGUUUGGGUUUUGUUUUCUCUUGCUUCGUUUUUCUUUUGCAGUUACCAGCUCUGUUUGCAUGGAGUUGCAGCCUCUGCCACACGCACCCCCUCGAUGGGCAUUAUUACCGCGUCGUGUGAAGGGUCGGUUGUUGGGCACCUGCCCGAAUGCCGUGUCGGCCUCGUUUCUCCAGAGUUGUGUUUUUUUCAGCCAUUUUUCGAGGGAAACUAAGUGGUUUUGUUGGAGCAAAGCUUUACCUGUGUCAGCCUGUCGGGGAAGCGGCAGGGGGAGCGGCAGGGGGACCGGGCCGCCGGGCACCCCCGUUGCUCCCCAGUUUUCAGGCUGCAGGGGAGAUGGACUUUUCUGACUUGUGCUCGAGGGCGCCGCCUGUUCCCUCCGGUCCCCGCACCCCUGCCGGCCUUGUCCCCAACGCUGGGAGGGGCUGAGUGGGCAGUCUGUCUCCCAGUGCAGGGGACGAGGCCGGGCAGGCCCGGCCCUCCCAGGGCUGCGGGGCGGGAGUCGGCCACAGCGGGCUCCCUUCACCAGCAGCUCGACCUUCCCGGCAGCUCCCGGUCCCUGGGUGAGGCCGGCAGGGGGGUGCCUGCCACCCCGGCCCCACAGGCACAGCGGCCUCUGGCCGGGCUGGGUCUCCCGCACUCUGCUCGGCUCAGCGGCUUUCUCUGAGGAGAGGAGGGGCCUGUGCGCAGGCCCUCGGCGCCCGUGGGGGUCGAGUCGCUCUCCCUCCCACCUGAGGGGACCUCACGGGCCGAGACACAGCAGCAAUAACAACCGCGGGGCAGCUCGCGCCCGGUGCUCCACGUCCGGUCAGCGCUGGCCGGUGACGGGCCUCCCUGUAAAUACCCCGUCGCACCCUGUAGCGUACGUGUACACGGGGUCCGGAAACCCUCCCUCCCGGUCGUCGUCUUGUUUUCUGGGUGGUCCUCCCCGGACGCACUCCUCUGCCAGAAGGGGCAGCCCUGCCCGGUGCCCGGUGCCCGGUGCCGGGGCCGCCCGGCCGCCCGUCCAGGCUCCCGGGGAAGCCGGUUCUGGCUUCCAGGCAGGAAUCACAAACGACCUUUUUUCGAUUAAGGAGAAAAACACAGCUCCACCUUUGUGUCCGCCAGGAGCGCCCGCAUCGCCGUCCCCCCUCCUCUGCUGCUGCUAAUGACAAUAUGAUGACUUACUCUACUAUCCGAGAACUAUUUUUAUGUAAUUAAUGUAUGCGCUCUUGUUUAUAAAUGCCUGAUUUAAAAAGAAAAA
Artibeus jamaicensis (Jamaican fruit-eating bat) is the source of this 5611-nucleotide messenger RNA. RefSeq names its product SKI proto-oncogene (gene SKI). Gene Ontology annotation, molecular function: RNA polymerase II cis-regulatory region sequence-specific DNA binding; DNA-binding transcription factor activity, RNA polymerase II-specific; SMAD binding. Bases 767 to 2962 code for a protein of 731 amino acids. The transcript has 7 exons. Gene Ontology annotation, cellular component: nucleus. NCBI's taxonomy places the organism in Eukaryota, Metazoa, Chordata, Mammalia, Chiroptera, Phyllostomidae. The record is from RefSeq and is a predicted model, not a curated record. Gene Ontology annotation, biological process: negative regulation of BMP signaling pathway.